This is a messenger RNA of Eriocheir sinensis (Chinese mitten crab), 1830 nucleotides long. RefSeq names its product proteoglycan 4-like. The record is from RefSeq and is a predicted model, not a curated record. The transcript is spliced from 2 exons. The coding region runs from base 440 to 1651 and encodes 403 amino acids. NCBI's taxonomy places the organism in Eukaryota, Metazoa, Arthropoda, Malacostraca, Decapoda, Varunidae.
ACCCUGUGUGAGUAUCGAUGUUGUAUAUUUACAACGCGCCACUUCCUUUAAAUGCGUAUUUGCGCCUGCGCGCGGGCAUUUAAACUGCGUCGGCACCCCACAUCUCGCCUGCCGCCUCAGUUUGGUGCCUGCUGUCAAGCUGUGAGGGUCUCUGUGCUACUUCGCCCUCCCUUCAUGGUGUAUGAGUCACUUGCGUUGCAUUUCAGCAACAUCAUUAUACAAGCUGUGACUGUUAUGUAAGUACAUUUAAAUGCGUAUUGUUUUGAUAAUAAAAUUCAUAACAAUAACAUUUGUUGGAAUAACUUAGUGAAAUUUUUAUGUGGGGUUCGUAAGUGAUUGUGCUGACGUAUGCCAUUUACAGAAUUGAGGUAUGUACCUUAUUUUUUUUUUUUAGAUUUUUUUUUCUAAGACAUGCUUUUUGCUUUGUUUUACAGAAAUCAUGUCGAAGCCAAGUUUGACCGACGAGGAGAUAAAUGAGUUGUUGGAGUGGGAUGACUCGGACGGAAGUGAGUACGGGGAGGAUGGGACCGACAACUGGGAGGUUGACGAGGGGGUGGAUGAGGUUUACGUGGAUGUGGAGGGAGAUGAAGAUGACCCUACCCCAAGGCCCUCUGAAAAGGGGACCUCGAGGAGUACCUCCCCUCCCCCACCUCUAUCAAGCCCUGCAGCCACCCCAGAGGCUUCCCCUUCAUCUACAGACAUGGUAACACUUUGCACCACACAAGAGGAGGCAGCAGAGGCAGAAAUACACGACCUGGCAACUCCACUCUCCACUCUGACCCAGCCAGCCACCUUAUCUCGCUCGCCUGACCUCUUAUCUUGUGUAAACACAGCAGCCUACCCCACCACUACAGUUUCCACCACAACAACACCUCUCUUGCCUCCUGCCAUCAUCACAACUCGUAGCAGGACACUGUUCCAGCCCUCUACACCUCUGCCUUCCACCUCUACACCUGCUGAUGAUCAGCCCACCCCUGCCACCCCUGCCACCCCUCACCGACCCAAGCGUGGCCGUGUGUUCUCUCCUCUUCCAUCUACGUCUCGUGGGUUGCUGGAUGAUGAUGAUGAAGACGUGGAUGACCCACAACCACUGCCUUCUGCUGAACUCCUCCCCUCUACAGCAGUGAGAUCAUCCAAACGGAGGAGGGGGCCCCAGAAUCCAGUUGUAGGGCAACCGCUGAGGAGUGUGGGCUCAACACUACGUGGAAGGGACAAGAGGAAAACUGUGUGGAGGCCUGAUUCGAAAAGUAACCUUACCAGGUUGCAGGUGACAUACGACACUCCAGGAAAAACCUCCGAUGUGUUUGAUGGGUUGGAAAACAUUGAUGAAUACUUCCACCAGUUCAUCGAUGACUACAUGCUGGCUAUGGUUACAUUGCACACUAAUGACAGGGUCGCCAAUGUUAUGAGGGGUGCGGUGCGGCGCCUUGGUAUCCCAAGACUGAGCAUCAGCCUCCGUAGCCUCAUACGUAACACUUUCAAUGUCCCACCUGAGGAGAGGCCAGCAACACAGCAAAAGAAAACUGAGAAGAGGCAGCGGUGCUUCCUCUGCCCCACCAGAGAGCAGGGACGAACCCGGGUCUGCUGCAGUGGAUGUGGGAAGUCCGUGUGUGCAUCCCACUACUCUGUCUUCUGCCCCUCCUGUUGCUAGGCGUGGAUUUUGCAGAGAACUGGGACUGUGCAGGCUGUGAGAGACAACUGUAAUACACCGAUCUCCAGAGGCUUUAUUUUUUUGUAUGGACAUAAGUAUUUAUUUUUUAUUUUUUUCUAAUGAUAGUUAAAAUAAGGUAGAAGUUUUUUGUAUUCUUUGUAAUAAAGUACAUAAAGCAU